CGUUGUUGUAAAAAACAACAAAAAACUACAAAACUUUCUCAAACUUUUUCCUCCAUUUUUGCCGCGAUAUCUCCGAUGACCGGAGCAAAUACACCUCUCUUAUCAAGUUCCAAGGUUUCUACCGAGCCGGCAACUGUCUCCGGUGCGGUGUUUAAUGUCGCCACGAGCAUAAUUGGCGCUGGAAUUAUGUCACUUCCAGCAACUCUAAAGGUUCUUGGUGUGAUUCCAGGGUUUGUUUUGAUUCUGGUGAUUGCUUUAUUGGCUGAAAUAUCGGUGGAGUUUUUGAUGAGGUUUACAAAUUCCGGUGAAACGACGACGUAUUCUGGUGUUAUGAGAGAAGCUUUUGGACCCUUAGGAGCUGUGGCAACUCAACUUAGCGUUGUGAUUACUAAUCUUGGGUGUUUAAUUAUGUACUUGAUUAUUAUUGCGGAUGUACUUUCUGGAAAUCAACCUGAAGGAGAAGUACAUUUGGGUAUUUUGCAACAAUGGUUUGGAAUUCAUUGGUGGAAUUCACGUGAAUUUGCUUUGCUCAUUACCUUAAUCUUCAUUUUGCUUCCAUUGGUAUUGUACCGUCGUGUAGAGUCAUUGAAAUUUAGUUCUGCAGUAUCAACUCUUCUAGCUGUGGCAUUUGUUACAACAUGUUCUGUCUUGGCAAUUGUUGCACUUGUGGAAGGAAAAACACAAUCACCAAGAUUGGUUCCUCGUUUGGACCAUCAAACAUCUUUCUUUGAUCUUUUCACUGCAGUUCCUGUCAUAGUCACUGCCUACACAUUUCAUUUUAAUGUACAUCCAAUUGGGUUUGAACUUGGAAAACCAUCAGAUAUGAAAAAAGCAGUGAGAAUAGCAUUAAUCCUAUGUGCACUCAUAUACUUUUCAAUAGGCCUAUUUGGUUACCUAUUAUUUGGUGAUGCAACUCAAUCAGACAUUCUAAUAAAUUUUGACCACAAUGCUGAUUCUUCAUUUGGUUCAUUGCUCAAUACUUUGGUCCGUUUAAGCUAUGCUUUUCAUGUUAUGCUAGCAUUUCCUCUUCUCAAUUUCUCUUUGAGAACCAAUAUUGAUGAAUUCUUCUUCCCUAAAAAACCUUUGUUAGCCACAGAUAACAAGAGAUUUGUGUUCCUCACUUUGGUGCUGUUGGUUUUUAGUUACAUUGCUGCUGUUGCAAUUCCAGAUAUUUGGUUCAUUUUUCAGUUUAUGGGAUCAACUUCUGCAGUUUGUCUUGCAUUUGUGUUUCCUGGUUCUAUUGUUCUAAGGGAUAUUCAUGGUAUAUCAACAAGAAAAGACAAGAUUAUAGCACUGGCUAUGGUUAUACUAGCUCUAGUAACAAGUGUGAUUGCUAUCUCCAACAACAUAUAUAAGCUGUUUUAGUACCAUAGGUCACAAAUUAUGUAUUCGAUUUUGCCCAGUAUCUAGAAAUUAUAUGAUUAGAUAGAUAGAGAGAGAAAGAGAAAAGGAGAGAAAAUUCUAGACGUAUGUAUGAUAGUUGAGGAGCUUGUGUCUCUACAUUGUUCUAGUUGUAGAUGAUGUCAUUGAUAUGUGUAUUAUAAAAGUCGUAUAUCAAAAACAUUAUAGCCAUUUAAAAUGUAAAAUAUAAAACAUGAAUGUAUAUUAGAUUUUAAUGGUUAUUGUCA
Molecule: messenger RNA, 1628 nt
Organism: Medicago truncatula (barrel medic)
Lineage: Eukaryota; Viridiplantae; Streptophyta; Magnoliopsida; Fabales; Fabaceae
Product: amino acid transporter AVT6C
Exons: 5
Coding region: 76-1365 (429 amino acids)
Biological process (GO): amino acid transmembrane transport
Cellular component (GO): membrane
Molecular function (GO): L-amino acid transmembrane transporter activity
Source: RefSeq, a predicted model, not a curated record